Molecule: messenger RNA, 825 nt
Organism: Sapajus apella (tufted capuchin)
Lineage: Eukaryota; Metazoa; Chordata; Mammalia; Primates; Cebidae
Product: olfactory receptor 1P1-like
Exons: 3
Coding region: 1-825 (274 amino acids)
Biological process (GO): G protein-coupled receptor signaling pathway
Cellular component (GO): membrane
Molecular function (GO): olfactory receptor activity; G protein-coupled receptor activity
Source: RefSeq, a predicted model, not a curated record
AUGGGAGAGAAGCCGCAGGAGGAUCCCUGCAGGCCGGGACACUAUUUCCUUCACAUAAAAAGCUUGUCGUUUACAGAUGUCCUUUUCACCUCUACCACCAUGCCCAAGGCCCUGGUGAACAUCCAGACCCAGAGCAGGUCUGUUUCCUAUGCAGGGUACUGGGUCCAACUCUACUUCUUCUUGACUUUUGGGGACAUGGACAUCUUUCUCCUGGCUACAAUAGCCUAUGACUGCUAUGUGGCCAUUUGCCACCCACUCCACUAUCUGAUGAUCAUGAGCCUCCACCACUGUGCCCUACUGGUGACUGCCUGCUGGACCCUCGUGAGUCUUGUUGUCAUGACUCACACCUUCCUCAUAUUCCAGCUUUUCUUCUGCUCUGAGAAGAUAAUUCCUGACUUCUGUGAUUUGGGACCGCUGAUGAAGGUGUCCUGCUCUGAUACCCAGAUCAAUGAGCUUGUGCUCCUCUUGCUAGGGGUAGCAGUCAUUUUAAUCCCUUUUUUGCUCAUCCUGGUCUCUUUUUUUUUUUUUUUUUUUUUUGAGACGGAGUUUCGGAUCCCCUCUGCCCAGGGAAGGCACAAGACCUUCUCUACCUGUGGCUCUCACCUCGCUGUUGUUGCUCUGUUUCUCGGGAUGGUAAUCAGGGCUUAUCUGUGCCCUUCAUUCUCUUCCUUUAACUCAAUAGAGGAGGAUACAGUGGCUACUGUCAUGUACACUGUGGUGACUUCCCUGCUGAACCCCUUUAUUUAUAGCCUGCAGAACAAGGACUUGAAGGUUGCAGUGGUUAGACUUCUCAAAGGCAGAGUCUCCUUCUCACGGGGCCAGUGA